CACAAGACUGUAAGUUCAGCCACAAGGUUAAUAAGCACUUGGGAGUACUUGCAAUAAACUUACACAAAGAUGGUAUGGAACCGUUCGAUACAAGUGAUUUUUACAAAAUAAAAGGAGAUCCACGUGCUUCCGAUUGGUCGCGGGCUAGCAUUCUGUCCACGCAAGUCGAACCAUGGCGCUUGGAGCCUGCUACGCUUUAGUAUAAGAAAAUUGAGUUUCGCAUUUACUACUACCAACGGGUUUUGAUAAGAUGGCAAGUGCUUGAUCCUAAUACUUUCGGAUGAUUCCAGACACUGAGACACGUAUCCGAAUCUGUGGACAUAGAGCUCCAAGCAUAUAUAAUGUCCUUCUCCACUUGGUUUCAUAACUCUCUCUGUUCAUGCUCUCUCCCUCGUCCUAUUCCAUUUCCUCCCCCUCUGAAUUCAAACUUCCUUUCCCCCUUUCUCAAACCUAAUUUUCCUUCUGAAAUCCUCUCCUUUCUCCUGUUCUAAUGUUUAAUUCCUACCUGUUUCUCUCCCCUGUGGCUCACUUUCAUUUCCCUCUUGUUUGUUGUCUUCUACUCAUCUCUUAUUAAGGCUUCCUCUUCAACCCUUUACACAAUACAAAUUUUCCUCUGUUGGGUCAUUUUCUCACCUCAUUUUCCCCUUCUCCUCAAAAAGAAAUUCCAAUUCCCAUAGCAAAUACUGCCCUUAGGAGAGCGACCCAGUAACGCUUCUCGAAGUGUUUUUUUGGUUCCGGUUUUCCCUGGAGAGACUUUGUCAGCAUCCAUAUCAAGAAGGCCGGGUUUCCAACAAUGGUGACCACACAACCCUUGUCCUUGGACACCACCGACCGCCUCCGCGACGCCUCCUUCUCCUCCUACCUCAACUCCCCCGAAAAAAGCAUUAUGAGGAAACUAGCAGAGGAUCCCAAUUCCCUAUUCCUUGGAAGGAAGAAAGUGGAAGAGGGAGAAAUCGGCGUCUUCGGCGCCGAAAAGUACUUCAAUGGGCUAAUGGGUGAGGAAAAUCAAAGAGUUUCUAACAAUGUUAGUACCAAAACACAGUACCAGAAAAACGCACCGAUUGAUAUAAGUCAUUCGAAGCCGAAAAUCCAGCCGAGGACUCCAAGUGUUUAUUCUGAGUCAAGUUGGAAUAGCCAAAGUGGAUUGUUACAAAGUGUGAAAAGAAAUCCAAGUCAGAGGAAAGGGAAGAAGAGAAAUGGGAAGAAUUUUAUUUCCAGUUUGGGGUGCAGUUGUUCUUGUAAUGGGAAAAGUUCUGUUGUUGUGGAUGAGAGAGGUGAGGAAACCAAUUCCAAGAAAAGUCUCAGCUGUGGGGGAUUCCAAGGGAAAAUGGGUAAACAAGAAAGAACCAAGACCGGUUUGGACCCGGUUGAUUUAGCCCGGAUUAAGCAAUCCGGGUUGAACCCAUGGGUCGUGGAGGAAAUCCAUUGCAAGAAGAUUGAAGAGAUGGGAAAUGGGUUGAGCAGAGAGGACUGUUUUAGUUUCCCAAUCUUGAAUUCCACUCCAGGAGGAAAUCCAAAUCCCAUGAAUUUCCAAGAAAAUCAAGAUGGGAAACAAAGGAACAACUCAUUGGAGGUGUUUGGUUCUUCUGUUUUAGACAAGAGAAACCAGAACUUCUUGAUCCUCGAGGGGAACCCGAUAAUGUGGGGAUGGGAAACUGAUUCCCGGGCCGAGGAAUUCGAAAUCCCAAGAAGUUGUGACGCAAUGUACAACGACAACGAGAGCGAAGCGAGUUCCGAUUUGUUCGAAAUCGAGAGUUUCGCAAACAGUGGAAAUUCGUUUCUCGGGAGGAAUGGGUCUGAUGAAAUAUCGAGUAAUGUCACGCACACAACUUGUUAUGCCCCGAGUGAGGUUAGCAUAGAGUGGAGUGUUGUCACUGCCAGUGCAGGUGGAUUUUCCUCUGUGAUUUCUGAUUCCGAGGAAUUUGUUAGCAAUUCGAAAGGAGUUACAAAUCCUCGGAAAAUGGGUCCGGAUGGGAAAUUUUCCGUGGGGGGUAAGGAAAUGGAGAAGCGGCCGCCCGGGAAUCUGUUGGGUUGCAAGAGUUACGAAGCGGUGAGAGUUGCGGGAGACGCUUAUAUGAGAAGUAAAAAGGGAAAUCUUGACUCGAGGAGGCUAUACCGGUCGAGCCGAGAAGGAAAAGGAAAAUGAAAUUUAUGAUUCGAACAGAGCCUUAUUGGAUUUUUUAUUUAUGCUUUGUUUCAUUUGUUUUUUCGCUGUAAAUAGUGAGUAUGAGGGAGGGAUAUAUUAGCGAUAGCAUUGGUUGAUUAAUGUUGGGGAAAUAAGUUUGUUUACAUGUUUAGGUUUUGAAAAACUCGUCACUUGCCAAUAAAAAAUAAUCUCGUCGGGCCUUA
This is a messenger RNA of Rhododendron vialii, 2349 nucleotides long. RefSeq names its product protein PHYTOCHROME KINASE SUBSTRATE 1. Bases 794 to 2146 code for a protein of 450 amino acids. The transcript has a single exon. The record is from RefSeq and is a predicted model, not a curated record. Gene Ontology annotation, biological process: phototropism. Lineage: Eukaryota; Viridiplantae; Streptophyta; Magnoliopsida; Ericales; Ericaceae.